Molecule: messenger RNA, 720 nt
Organism: Anopheles marshallii
Lineage: Eukaryota; Metazoa; Arthropoda; Insecta; Diptera; Culicidae
Product: ribosomal RNA small subunit methyltransferase NEP1
Exons: 3
Coding region: 1-720 (239 amino acids)
Biological process (GO): rRNA base methylation
Cellular component (GO): small-subunit processome; nucleolus
Molecular function (GO): rRNA binding; rRNA (pseudouridine) methyltransferase activity
Source: RefSeq, a predicted model, not a curated record
AUGGGAAAGAGACGUUCUGCUGCUGGAGGUUCGGAGGCACAUGAUGGAGAGUACGAUUUGCCAGCAAAACACAUGAACACCAGCCACAUCCGUGCGAACGAACGAAGGUUAAUCAUCGUUCUCGAGGGCGCACAGCUUGAGUCGGUUAAGGUAGGACCAGCGUUUGAACUGCUCAACUGUGACGAUCAUAUCAAUAUAUUGAAGAAAAAUAAUCGUGAUCCGGGAAGCUGCCGGCCAGACAUUACGCACCAAUCACUGUUGAUGCUGAUGGAUUCACCCUUGAACAGGGCCGGAUUGCUGCAAGUCUUCAUAAAAACGGAGAAGAAUGUGUUAAUCGAAAUAGAUCCACAAACUAGAAUACCACGAACAUUCAAGCGAUUCGCUGGCCUGAUGGUGCAACUGCUUCAUAAAUUUUCGGUAAAAGCCGCAGAUUCGCAGAAGAAGUUGAUAAGAAUUAUUAAGAAUCCAAUCACCAACCAUCUGCCGGUCGGGUGCCGUAAACUCGCGAUGUCAUACAGCGCUAAUCAGGUGAAAAACGCCAAGGAACUGGUGCCGGAGAAAGACGAACCGAUAACGUUGGUCAUUGGUGCGUUUGCCCAUGGUAAUUUGAACCUAGACUACACCGAAGGCGCCUUUUCGAUCAGCAACUAUCCCUUAUCGGCCGCAUUAACCUGUACUAAAGUAUGUUCCGCAUUCGAGGAAGUGUGGGGUAUAAUAUAG